Molecule: messenger RNA, 2787 nt
Organism: Nematolebias whitei (Rio pearlfish)
Lineage: Eukaryota; Metazoa; Chordata; Actinopteri; Cyprinodontiformes; Rivulidae
Gene: kat2b
Product: K(lysine) acetyltransferase 2B
Exons: 18
Coding region: 122-2500 (792 amino acids)
Biological process (GO): positive regulation of transcription by RNA polymerase II; chromatin remodeling
Cellular component (GO): histone acetyltransferase complex; nucleus
Molecular function (GO): histone H3 acetyltransferase activity; protein binding
Source: RefSeq, a predicted model, not a curated record
GCCUGAAAUUGAAAAUAAGGAUGAGCGCCAUGUCUGAUCCUCCGCUUGUGGAGUAAAGUGGACAGCCGAGCGAUCGUUUCCCCGGGGCCUGCGCUCCCCUUCGGGUUUCGGGGGUGACCUCAUGGCUGACAGCGCAGGGAUUCAGCAAGGUUCACCGGCCAUCGGAGCUGCGGGCCUGGUUCCGGCCGCUCCCGGAGCCGGAGGGACGGAAGGCUCCGGCGCGGCUGGAGGAUCCGCACGUAUCACCGCGAAGAAGGAGCAACUCCGCUCGGCACCGCGGCCGAAGAAGCUGGAGAAACUCGGAGUGUAUUCAUCUUGCAAAGCUGAAGGACCUUGUAAGUGUAAUGGCUGGAAAAGUCAGAACCCCCCACCUACACCACCCCAGACAGACCAGCAGUCCAACACAGUCAACCUGCAGGAGCCCUGUCGGAGCUGCUCACACACUUUGGGCGAUCAUGUGACUCACCUUGAAAAUGUGUCAGAAGAGGAAAUGAACAGACUAUUAGGAAUCGUCUUGGAUGUGGAGUAUUUGUACACAUGCGUUCACAAAGAAGAGGACGCUGACACCAAACAAGUCUACUUUUCUCUUUUUAAACUGUUGAGAAAAUCUAUCCUUCAAAUGGGGAAACCAAUGUUAGAAGCACAGGAGAGUCCUCCGUUUGAAAAACCCAGCAUUGAGCAGGGAGUGAACAAUUUCGUCCAAUAUAAGUUCAGCCAUCUCCCAUCAAAGGAACGUCAAACCAUCAUGGAGCUGGCUAAGAUGUUUCUGAACCAGAUCAACUACUGGCAGCUAGAAACGCCCUCUCAAAGACGCCAACGGGUGCCCAAUGAUGACGCAGCGGGGUACAAAGCCAACUACACACGAUGGCUCUGCUAUUGCAAUGUGCCUCAGUUCUGUGACAGCCUGCCCCGCUACGAGACCACGCAGAUCUUCGGCCGGACGCUGCUGCGCUCUGUGUUCACUGUGAUGAGGAAGCAGCUGCUGGAGCAGGCCCGGCAGGAGAAGGACAAGCUCCCCCCUGAGAAACGCACACUCAUCCUCACACACUUUCCAAAGUUCUUAUCUAUGCUGGAGGAGGAGGUGUACAGUCACAGCUCCCCUAUCUGGAACCAAGACUUCCUGGCAGGAGCUGCAGGAGGGCAAAUACCCAUCCACACAGUGAUUAGUGCUCCUCCAGUGUCCAGGCCAAUCUACUACAGCACCAGUCCUGUGUCUGUGGACCCGUCCACAUGUGGCAGUGUCAGUCCUGCCAGGAAACCUGCCUCAGCCCUGGAGUCAAACUCAGUUGGAGAAAAGCGUAAGGCAUCAGAACCUCUUCACCACGAAGAGAACAAGAGACCCAGGGUGCUGGGAGACAUCCCCAUGGACCUCAUCAAUGAAGUCAUGGCAACCAUCACUGACCCUGCUGCCAUUCCAGAGACCAGUCUGCUGUCGGCUCAUUCUGCACGCGAUGAAGCGGCCCGCCUCGAGGAGCGAAGAGGAGUGAUUGAAUUCCACGUCAUAGGGAACUCCCUCAACCAGAAGCCCAAUAAGAGGAUCUUGAUGUGGCUCGUUGGCCUCCAGAACGUGUUCUCCCACCAGCUUCCCAGCAUGCCCAAGGAGUACAUCACCCGGCUGGUCUUUGACCCGAAACACAAGACUCUGUCAUUGAUCAAGGAUGGGAGAGUUAUCGGAGGAAUCUGCUUCAGGAUGUUCCCAUCCCAGGGUUUUACAGAAAUUGUCUUUUGUGCCGUCACGUCCAACGAACAGGUCAAGGGUUAUGGAACCCAUCUGAUGAACCACCUGAAGGAAUACCACAUAAAGCAUGAAAUACUGAACUUCCUUACUUAUGCUGACGAAUAUGCGAUUGGUUACUUCAAGAAACAGGGUUUUUCAAAGGACAUCAAAGUUCCCAAAGCAAAGUAUGUGGGCUACAUCAAAGACUAUGAAGGAGCCACGCUCAUGGGCUGUGAGCUCAACCCCAGCAUCCCUUACACAGAGUUCUCUGUUAUCAUCAAGAAGCAGAAGGAGAUCAUCAAGAAGCUCAUAGAAAGGAAGCAAGCUCAGAUCCGAAAAGUCUACCCAGGCCUGUCCUGUUUUAAGGACGGAGUCCGGCAAAUUCCCAUUGAGAGCAUUCCUGGCAUACGUGAGACUGGCUGGAAGCCCCCAGGCAAAGGGAAGGAACUGAAGGAUCCAGACCAACUGUACAGCACUCUGAAAACUAUUCUCCAGCACGUCAAGAGUCACCAGAAUGCCUGGCCUUUCAUGGAGCCUGUGAAGAAAACAGAGGCUCCUGGUUACUACCAAGUCAUUCGCUUCCCCAUGGAUCUGAAGACGAUGAGCGAGCGUCUGAAAAACAGGUACUACACCACACGUAAGCUGUUCAUGGCCGACAUGCAGCGCAUCUUCACCAACUGCCGCGAAUACAACCCUCCGGAAAGCGAGUACUACAAGUGUGCCAACAUACUGGAGAAGUUCUUCUACACCAAGCUCAAAGAAGCGGGGCUCAUCGAGAAGUAGAUGAGGUUUUUCUCCUCCGAAGCUGAGAGAUGAGAUCAGGGGUGAAGGAAACAAGAAAAAGCCUACCGAUUGUGGACUGGGAAGGUCUCGCAAGCAAGGUGAAAAUGCUUUCUUGUUUCGGCGCAGAUCCUGAAUCAGAACUUCAGAUAUUUAUUUAAAAGGCGACCAAGACGAAGGUCCUCAGUGAAGAACCGUGAGAUUGUUUGAUUGUAAACACGAGAAAUAUGGUCUUUGUGUUUCAACACCAGGAAAGAAAGAUCAUUACAAGAUGUCAGAUGAAUACGCGU